Messenger RNA from Sorex fumeus (smoky shrew), 840 nucleotides. It is a transcript of the gene CENPP, whose product is annotated as centromere protein P. Bases 1 to 840 code for a protein of 279 amino acids. The record is from RefSeq and is a predicted model, not a curated record. Lineage: Eukaryota; Metazoa; Chordata; Mammalia; Eulipotyphla; Soricidae. The transcript has 8 exons. Gene Ontology annotation, cellular component: chromosome, centromeric region; nucleus. Gene Ontology annotation, biological process: CENP-A containing chromatin assembly.
AUGGAGGCCAGUUGGGAGGAGCUCCGCGCCCUGGAAGCCGAGGUCGCAGCCCUGCGGCGGGCGCGGUCGCGGGCGCCCUGGGGAGACGCCCUCGGAGCCGGACAUCAGCUACGAUCUGAAGAAGGGAACUCUUCUGAGAAUCUAAAAAAUCAUAUUGGACAGUUAGAAUCAGAACUUGCAUUUCUAAGUAAACUUACUGGCAUCAACAUAACGAAAUGUUCGAAGUAUACAGAAGAGAUAACAAGCGCUGAGAUGAAAGAAGCAGGUAUAAAGAAAGUUCUGCAAAAACACAGAUUAUCAGGGCAUUGUCACAUGAUUAGAUUUGAACUUGAAUUUCAGAUUCUGGAAAUACAGAAUAAAGAGAAUUCGUCUUCUGUUAUUACUGACCUCAAUAUAAUAGAACCCACCAACUAUCCAGAAUUAAGUGAAUUUGUAUCUAGUGUAGAAGAAAGGAGAGAUCUUGUCUUAUUUUUCCAGACCCUACACUUUUUUGUGGAGUGCUUUGAACACCGUAUGCGCACGUUUAAACAUUUCAAGGAGAAGUACCCAGGAACUGUGCAUCUCUAUGAGGGGACCUCGGGCAGCAGCAUGGGGAUCCGGAGCACCAAGCAGCCUGGGUUUGAAUGCCUCAUUGUUUGGAUGAUACAAAUAGACGAGCGGGGGAAAGUGUGGCCAGCGCUGGAUCUUCUCCCCCAAGUACCAGAACAAGCCCUGGAGCUGGACAAGAACAGAAUCAUAGAAACAGCUCCUCUCAGCUUCCGGAGCUUGCUGGGAGUGCUGGGCAUCCAGGGCACGCUGGAAAGCCUGAUCACAGUUUUCGGCCUCCCGGCACACGCUUAG